Molecule: messenger RNA, 645 nt
Organism: Thamnophis sirtalis
Lineage: Eukaryota; Metazoa; Chordata; Lepidosauria; Squamata; Natricidae
Source: RefSeq, a predicted model, not a curated record
CUUCGUCCUGCUCUUCAUCUUCGUCAAGAGGCAGAUCAUGCGCUUCGCCAUGAAGUCUCGCCGGGGCCCCCACGUGCCGGUGGGUCAACACGCCCCCAAGGUUGGUGGACCAGCUGUUGUCUUUUCCCAUCCGGAUUUUGGGGGGGGGGGGACUUUGGUAAUUCACCUAGCGCACGCACACCCCUUGAUUUCCAUCAAAGCCCGGGGCGAGAGCAGCCAGCGCCAGCACCAGUCGGCAGCCAAGGACCUCACUCUCUCUUCCGACUCCUCCAGCCCAACCAUUCAGGUCACCUACCUCCCUUCCAGCCAGAAGAGCAAGCGAGCCAAGCACUUCCUGGAACUCAAGAGUUUCAAAGACAACUACAACACUCUGGAAAGCACCCUGUGACAUUCCUGUGUCCCCCCCCCCACCCACCCCCUUUUGCUCAGGGUGGGCACAACUAUUCCCUCCCCACUUUCUCUCCCCAAAUCUGGACCAAAAGAUCUGGGCUUGCCUCGAAUCCCCUUCGGUGGCUUCUGUGUUUCGAAGCCUUGCUGUGAAAAUAUCGUGGGGUGGAAGUAAGGUUGGAGAAAGACCUCCCUCCCUCCCUCCCUUCCUUCCUUCCUUCCUUCCUUCCUUCCUUUCCUUCCUUCCUUUCCUUCCUU